Messenger RNA from Nomascus leucogenys (northern white-cheeked gibbon), 1418 nucleotides. It is a transcript of the gene MTIF3, whose product is annotated as mitochondrial translational initiation factor 3. Gene Ontology annotation, biological process: ribosome disassembly; mitochondrial translational initiation. Gene Ontology annotation, molecular function: translation initiation factor activity; ribosome binding. Gene Ontology annotation, cellular component: mitochondrion. The record is from RefSeq and is a predicted model, not a curated record. NCBI's taxonomy places the organism in Eukaryota, Metazoa, Chordata, Mammalia, Primates, Hylobatidae.
UCUUUGUGAUUUUCUUAAUGACAUUUCUUUUCUCUAGCUUGCUGUAUUGUAAGAAUACAGUAUAUAAUACAUAUGGCAUACAAAAUACGUGUUAAUCAACUGCUUAUGUUAUUCAUAAGUCUUUCAGUCAACAGUAAGCUAUUAGUAAGUUUGCGAGGAGUCAAAGUUAUACACAGAUUUUCAACUGCACAGGGGGUCUGUUUCCCUAACUCCCAAGUUGUUCAGGGGUCAACUAAGUAGUCAAAUGAGAUCAUGUGUACAGAAAAAAAAAAAGUGAAACCAAAAUGCUAUGUAAAUCCAGUUUAUUCUAAUAGCCACUUGUCUUGGGGACAGUACCACCAUGAGUUAGUCUGGCCAGAGUCACCUGCUAGUCCACUUUAUCAGUGUACACUUCCUGUGUGUGGAUCUGAAAGUCUAGAGAACAGCAUUUCCCUCACACUUGCAGUUACAGCCUCCACAACCUCACACACACCCUGCCAUGUACCACAAUGUCAGACCAAGGGAAUAAGUGAUUGAAUUUUAAUGAACUCUUCUUACUACUUUCUCAGGAUGGCUGCUCUUUUUCUAAAGAGGUUAACACUACAAACUGUCAAGUCUGAAAAUAGUUGCAUUAGAUGUUUUGGUAAACACAUCGUGCAAAAGACAGCACCAGCACAGUCAUCCCCUAUUGCUUCUCCCCCAAGACUUUCCUUCCUAAUUCGUGCAAAAGCCUUUAGUACCGCUGAAGACACCCAGAAUGAAGGAAAAAAGAAAAAAAAGAAUAAAACAGUUUUUAGUAACGUUGGAAGAAAAAUUAGUCAGCGAAUUAUUCACUUAUUUGAUGAGAAGGGCAAUGAUUUGGGAAACAUGCACCGAGCAAAUGUGAUUAGACUUAUGGAUGAGCGAGACCUGCGACUGGUUGAAAGGAACACCAGCAUAGAACCUGCAGAGUACCAGCUCAUGACAGGAUUGCAGAUCCUCCAGGAACGGCAGAGGCUGAGGGAGAUGGAGAAGGCGAGCCCCAAAACUGGACCAACCCUGAGAAAGGAACUGACUUUGUCUUCAAAUAUUGGACAACAUGAUUUGGAUACAAAGACUAAACAGAUUCAGCAGUGGAUUAAGAAAAAACACCUAGUCCGGAUUACUAUAAAGAAAGGAAAAAAUGUAGACAUGUCAGAAAAUGAAAUGGAGGAGAUAUUUCAUCAAAUACUCCAGACUAUGCCUGGAAUAGCUACAUUCUCAUCUAGGCCACAAGCUGUUCAAGGAGGAAAAGCUUUAAUGUGUGUUCUUCGUGCUUUGAGCAAAAAUGAGGAGAAAGCCUAUAGAGAAACUCAAGAGACCCAGGAAAGAGACACUUUGAACAAAGACCAUGGAAACGAUAAGGAAUCAAAUGUUCUGCAUCAGUAAUUUUAAUAAAGAAAAGUAUGCUCUGAGAGAAA